AUGCUGACAAAUGAGUUAAAGAGUGUGACCUCCUCCACGUCAACUUUGAGAAGACAACAACGAUACCGCACACGAGCCCCCUCCUCUCAGGUGGAUGAAAGUCUGUUUGGAAAGAACAUUCAGGUAAGUGUGUGUCCUAUACCUACGGCAUCUCCUAAACUAUCAGUGGAGCAUGUAAAAGAUGUGCCAGUGCAGAAGCAGACAGGAAAGACUAUUCAAAUUGUCACCAAAGACCUAAUUCGAAACCUCAGGGUUCCACGCAGUGAUCCCUCUGGACAGUCCAUCAUUCUGCAGCCAGCAGACUUUAAACAGAUCACAUCAAGAGCCAAGGUUAUCUCUAAGGAGGAGAAGGAAGUCUUGAAAAAGAUGCAUCAGAAUAGGAAAGAAAAUGAAAUGCAGGCAGCUGAGGAAAAGAAGCGGCAGAUGUUAGAGGCUGACAAGUGUCGUCAGGAGAAGCAGCUUCCGAGUGAGGUGGAGCUGGAGGCUCACGAGCGAGCGCAGCAUCUGCUGGAGCGAGCCAAUGCCCAGAGAAUGGAACAGGAAGAAGAGAUCAGAGAACUAAACAAGGCGAUCUUAGGUGCUCAGUGCCAAGCCACACGUGACGCACAAAUCCAGGAGAAGAUCCAGAUCCAGACGGAAAUGCUGGAGGAAGAGAAGCGUCUGGAUGCCAUGAUGGAAACAGAGCGCCGCAGACUACUGGACAAGGUGGAGCAGAUUGAUGAGCUGCGCAAGCAACAACGAAUUGAUGGGAAACAACAAAUCUUUGAACAGAUCCAGCAGCGUUUGGAGGAGAAGCUAGUACAAGAAGAGCUGAAAGAGCAGGAGAAACAUCAGGCCAGAGAGAAGCAAGCAAUGAUGAAUCUGGAGGACCUUAUGGCUAUGGAGAAGAAGAGGGAAGAACAAGAGCGGCUACACAAGGAGGUCAUGCACAUCAACGCCGAGACGCUGAGGGCGCGGGAGUUGAGGAAAGAAGAAGAGAAGCUGGCAGACAUGAGAGAAAUGGAAUACAUAAAAAACAAACAGCAACGUGAGGCCGAGUACGAAGCGGAGCAAAAGAGGUUGAAGAGGGAGAAGGAGUUGGAGAUAGCCAGGCUGAGAGCUCAGCAGGAAAGAGCGAGAGACCACAAGGCUGAUCAGGAUGAACUCCGUGCCAAGAGGAACCAAGAGAUUGCAGACAGAGAAUGGAGAAGGAAGGAGAAGGAUUUGGCUGCCAAAAGGGCUCUGGAAGAGGCCACGCUUCGAGCUGCUCGUCUAGAGCAGGUUCAGCGUAAAGAGAAGCUACUGUCCAUGGAAGCCGGUCGAGAGAAAGCCGAAUUUGAGAGAGUUUUAAAGGUUCAACAAGAGGCCAGCGUCAGACAGAAAGAAGAAGACAAAAAGCAGCAUCAGAAAGCGCUGCGUCAUGCAGAGGCCAUAAAGCAGCAGGUGAAAAAGCUGGAGCAGUCUAUUGUUACCAAGCGCAGAGAGAACUUGAAAGAAGUGGAGAAACUGAACGAGGAGGCCCAGAAGCGACGCAAACGCAUCAGUGAACUCAAACAGAAGAAGUUGAAGGAGCUCAGGGCAACAGGGCUCAGUGAAAAAUACUGCAGUGAUGUGGAAAGGAAGGCCCGGCUGCUUUGA
Molecule: messenger RNA, 1617 nt
Organism: Nerophis lumbriciformis (worm pipefish)
Lineage: Eukaryota; Metazoa; Chordata; Actinopteri; Syngnathiformes; Syngnathidae
Source: RefSeq, a predicted model, not a curated record